UUGUGUGAUUGGAAAAAACAACUUUUAUAGUUGUGCUGUAAUGUUUUGUGCCUGUCGCGUACAUUUAAUGAUUUGAACAAAUAAGUAACAUCGACGGCGUGGUAUGAUCCAUAUUGUGAUUGUAGCAGUUGUAGUCGCACGUGCUCGUUAUCUGAAAAGUAGCUAGCAAGAAGAUAAAAGAUUGUCGUCGAUAGUUUCUCCCGUUAAGAUGGAGAAGCAGCCGUUGCCAGCUGAUGAUGACAAGACAGAAACCGUAGAGUCGGAGGUCGAUGCCCUCACUGGUGAAAACAGACCGCAGGGCUUGGCGGAGCCUGCAGCUCGAGCAGGAUGGAACAGCAAAAUCGAGUAUUUUUUGGCUCAGGUGGGAUUCAGCGUCGGCCUCGGAAACGUUUGGAGGUUUCCCUAUUUGUGUCAUAAGAACGGAGGAGGCGCUUUUCUCCUUCUGUACGUUCUCCUGCUGCUGGUCGUGGGCAUUCCUCUCUUCUUCCUGGAGCUGGCAGCCGGUCAGGCUAUCCGGCAGGGCAGCAUCGGAGUGUGGAAGUACAUUUCCCCCAAGCUCGCUGGAAUCGGUUACUCCAGCUGUGUGGUUUGUUUUUUUGUGGCUCUUUACUAUAAUGUGAUCCUCGCUUGGAGUCUCUUCUACCUUGGGAACUCCUUCCAGUACCCGUUACCGUGGGAACAGUGUCCCAAACAGGGGAACAUAACAGUGAAAGAAUGUGAAAUGAGCUCCCCCACGUCGUAUUUCUGGUUCCGGAAAGCUUUGGACACCACAGAUUCAAUCGACGAGGUGGGCUCCUUCAACACCAACAUGAUCUGCUGUCUGCUGGCGGCCUGGACCAUCGUGUGUUUGGGGAUGUUCAAAGGCAUCAAAUCCUCCGUCAAGGUGAUGUAUUUCUCCUCCAUCUUUCCUUACGUGGUGCUCAUAUGUUUUCUUGUGAGAGGAUUACUGCUGGAAGGAGCCAAGGAGGGGAUCAUUUUCAUGUUCUACCCAAAGUUGGAAAAAUGGGGAGAGCUGCAGGUUUGGCUGCAGGCGGCCACUCAGGUUUUCUUUGCGUUGGGCCUCGGCUUCGGCUCCAUCAUUGCCUACUCCUCUUACAACCCCAAAAACAACAACUGUCACAGAGACGCCUUCACCGUCUCUUUCAUCAACUUCCUCACGUCCGUGCUGGCCUCUCUGGUGGUGUUCGCCGUUCUCGGCUUCCACGCUAAAGUCAAAGUGGAUGCGUGUGUUGCCAGUAACAUGAAGACACUAUCAGAGCUUUAUCCCCAAGGUUUGGUUAACCAAACCUUCAACUCCUCAGAUUCCAGUCCUGUAGCUCCAGAGCUCUACAGCAGCUGGUUCAGAGAGUACGGGAAAAACCUUCCCGCUAAUUUAACAGACUGUGAUCUUGAGAAACAGAUGAAAGAAGGCGUUGAAGGAACAGGUCUGGCGUUCAUUGCCUUCACAGAGGCUAUGUCCCACCUGCCCGGCAGCCCCUUCUGGUCCGCACUCUUCUUUCUCAUGUUGCUCAAUCUGGGACUCAGCACCAUGUUUGGCACCAUGGAGGGCAUCCUCGCCCCCCUCUCCGAUCGCUUCAAAACCCUGGCCAAAAACAAGACCAAACUCACCAUUUUCAGCUGCAUCAUCGGCUUCAUCAUCGGCCUGAUCUUCACCCAGCGCUGCGGGAACUACUUUGUGACCAUGUUUGACGACUACUCCGCCACUCUGCCCCUCAUUAUUGUGGUGGUCUUUGAGUGCUUCAGUGUGUCUUGGCUUUAUGGGGCCGAUAGAUUUCUUGAUGACAUUGAGCUGAUGUUAGGCUGGCGCCCGACAAUCAUCUACAAAUAUCUGUGGAAAUAUAUUUGCUUGCUGGCCAUGGUGGGACUGCUGGGGGUCACCACCAUCCGCACCAUCAUCAAACGGCCCACAUACACGGCGUGGAACCAGGAAACGGCCUCAAACAGUGAUCUGCCGUACCCCGACUGGGCUCUGGCUGUGCUGGCUCUGCUCAUCCUGUUCGCCAUGAUGCCCGUCCCUGUGGGACUGAUCCACUCCUUCCUGCAGGAUCGUAAAAAGCCAUCCAGAGACUCGGAGGCGGGUCAGUACAGCAUUGUUAACACCGAUGAGACUCCCAUGGCCGACAUGUCUGAGCUGGACCUCAGAAAUGGCUUCGCUAACUCGGUGUCCUAAAAAUUGGAAUGACAUAAAAACAAAAGUUUGGCCUAUGUGGGCUGUUUUUAAAAGACUUGUAUUUGACUGUGCAACACCAAUAUUUAAUAUUUAAUAUAUUUACCCCAAUGUAUUAUAAUUACUGAUCUGAAUCGUUAUGUAAAAUGAAAAGGGAUACCUUUAAUUUUAUUUAAGUUUCAGCAAAAAAAAAAAAUCAAACUGCUGGAAAAUGGGGCACAAAUAAUAUAUUCCUGUUUAAAAACGUUGAAGUGAAUUCCCCAAAGUUGUUAUUUGUCUUUGUAAAAAUGUCUUCCAAAUGACCAAAUAUUUAAUACCGGAACUGUCAAAUGUUCUCAUGAAAAAUCCAGCUUUUUUAAACGUACCUUUUUAUAAAGGGAUCCAAUGUUUUUUUUAAUAUAUAAUUUUGUUCAUUUGAUAAAUGGUCAAUACACUUUGUCUUUUGUUCUCCACUGAUUUUAAUGGGCUUUUCUGCAUGAAGUGGAAAUGCAGUUUGUUUAUAAUCAAAGUAGAGGCUGCAUCGAUGUGGGCAAACCUUUUAAACUUUGACAGAAGAGCCAAAACAGGAGCAACCUGGAGUGUUUUGGUAAACCACUACAUAAAAGAAAGAAAUGGCAUGAAAUCUGGACUAAAACCUGCUUUCAUUUUGAUUGGAAUUAAUAUGUAUCUUUGAAUUUUGGAUGUUUUGGGUUUUUUUUCCCAAACUUUUGACUUUUUCAUUUUAGUGCCAAAAUUAGAGAAAUUCUGCAUUCAUGUUGUGUUGGAAUGAUUGGAAAUAUGAAUGUCCAACUCAGAAAACACACGUGAACACCAGAAAAACUUCCAAAAUCACAUGAGUGCAGAAAAACUUUCUGCACCUAAGCAAAAGUCGAUGUAUUUGUAGUGCAACAUAUAUGGGAGACACAGGAAAAAUCAAACAUUAAAAGGGGUUAAUAAUGCAAUUUAUUCCAGUUUGAUUGGCCAAAUUAAAUAUUUCAAUGUCCCCCGGGCCUUAGUUUGUCCCUCCCAUGACUGCAGCUAAAAUAAAUUAAAAAAAGACAGGCAUGUUUAAACUGUGAUCCAUUCUCAGCUGGAAAUAUUUGAACUGUUAGUGAUCCACACUUACUGUUGUAUCCGUGUGUUUUACUCACAAAGAAAAAACUUCUCACUGCCAAAUAUUUCUGAGUAUCACCUUGUAAAUGUUUCAAACACUAUUCAACCGUGUUUACAACUUUAAAGUCAGGUCUGUUUUUGUUUCACCCAAAUAUCUGUCAGAAUCUGUAAGUUCAGACUGACGUGGACCUCAACAGCUGUGAUGCCUUCAUGCUCUGUAUUUCUGACAACUCUGCUUGUUUUCUAUUUGAAUUGUAUUUUCAAACGUUGACCCCUUUAAUCUAAGUUUUUUUUUAAUCAAGGAUCAGGAGAAACACGUUUUUUGAGCCAUAACAGCUGCUGUCAACACGACUGUUUUAGCAUUUUUGAAGUGAUGCAUUUCAGUAUGAAAAUAGUUUCUAGAAACAGUGUUUGAGUUUACAUGAUCAGUAAACAUCUAUUUUUUUAAGUCGACUGUUCCUGCAUAAAAUAUGUUACGAAUCUCAUUUAUAUCUAGUAGUUAUGUCAGCUACAACAAAAAAACAGUACUGCCAUUUAGUGUUUUAUGGGAUAAUUAUAGAUCAAUGUGAGUAACAAUCAGGUGAGAUCUGUGCAGAAAUAAUCCAUGUUUAUCUUAAGUAUCAAGAAGGUAUCAAUGUAAAGAUGAAUUCUUUUUUUGUAAAUAUACAUGUAGUGUGUGUAAAAAGUACUUUUCUACACAUAGUUGAAAAUCUGUAUAUAUGUCACUUUGAAACCCAAAACUGCUUUUGUUGUUGUUUUAGUCCAAAUUAGGAUGGUGUUCGGUUCCUGUAGAUAUCAGGGCAGUAUCUGGCCUCUUUCAGACGUGUUCCCCCAAAUAUGGCAGCAUUGUCACGUCUGAAUGAGCUCUGUGAUUUAAUCCACAGUAAUUGUUUUUUUUUUUUUUUUUUUUUUUCUGUACGAGCCAAAAACUUGAGACGAAAGAAAGCUCUGUUAUGCUAAACUUUAAACCAGGACAUUUACGGACAUUUUUUUUCUUUUGUUCUACAUUGUCACAUUCAACUGUGAAGCUACAGUUUGCAUGAUGUAAAAAAUAACAAAAAGUUCUAAAAAAAGAAAGUUUGUCUGUUCACUUUUACAUUUUGCGACGCAGCAUUAGGGCCACUUUAGAAACGUUUUUUUGUUUUUGUUUUUAAAUUACAACGUUAAAUCGUAAAUUUACGAAAAUAAAAGGUAACUGCUAAAUUACAGGAAUAAACUUGUAUAUUUCUGACUUCAAAAGUCUUAGGCUAAAUUUUUGACUUUUUUUCGUACAAUUAUCACUUUUAAACUCGUAAAUUUACUAGAGUAAAAGUCGUAAAUUUACAAGAGUAAAAUUUGUAAAGUUAUGCGAUUAAAAGUAGUAAAUUUAUGAGAUUUAAAGUCGUAAAGUUUUAGGAGAAAAAAACGUGCAAAUUUACCAGAUUAAAAAUCAUAAAUUUACUAAAUUAAAAGUAGUAAAAAUACAAGAUUCAAAGUUGUAAAUUUUUACAAGAAAAAAAACUCAAAAUUUACAAGAUUAGAAGUAUAAAUGUACGAGAUUUAAAGUCGUAAAUUUGCAUGAAUAAAGGUAAAAAAUUUACGAGAUUUAGAAAAAACUACGUUACAGACUGAAUUUACAAGAUUUACCACAUUAAAAGUAGUACAUUUACCAGACUUAAAGUCGUACAUUUUUCAAGGAAAAACUCAUAAGUUUAAAGUUUUACAUUUUUUACAAGAAAAAAUUAGUAAAUUUACGAGAUUAAAAGUAGUAAAAAUACGAGAUUAAAAGUAGUAAAAUUUGGAGAUUAAAAAUCGUACAUUUACGAGAUUAAAAACUGUUUCACAAUACUUAAAGUCAUAAUUUUACAAGAAAAAAACUCAAAUUUUUUUUUUUUUUGUAUUACUAAUACUCCGUCAUAACAUUUCAAUAAAAGUUGCAUCAAAGCAAAAUUGACUAAGGUUUGAUUAACCCACUUCCUAUCAGUGAGAGCAUUGUGGUUAUGAAAGUAUAACCAAGUUGUGUUUUUUUUAGAAAGGUUAUUCCAUUAUUAUUGUUUAAAUACCUAUUGGUGGUUUUAUGACCAACAUGACUGUUCCUGUGAUCAAAGUGCCUUCAACUGUGAUUGGCUGAAACAACAAAGGUGUAAAAACCGUCUGUACAGUUUUAUGAUUGUUUGUUUUUUGUUAAACUGUAGUGUAAAAGUUGUAUAGUUAGAUUUUAAAGAUGUAUAAUUUCUGUUUUGCUUCUUAAUAAAGAAAACUUUUAGCACAUA
This is a messenger RNA of Oryzias melastigma (Indian medaka), 5511 nucleotides long. RefSeq names its product sodium-dependent neutral amino acid transporter B(0)AT2. The record is from RefSeq and is a predicted model, not a curated record. The transcript has 12 exons. NCBI's taxonomy places the organism in Eukaryota, Metazoa, Chordata, Actinopteri, Beloniformes, Adrianichthyidae. The coding region runs from base 209 to 2170 and encodes 653 amino acids. Gene Ontology annotation, biological process: sodium ion transmembrane transport. Gene Ontology annotation, cellular component: membrane.